UCCACGACUACAUCAUUCAGACCAUGGUCACCCACUCUCAUUCCAUCGCAACCGACUGGCUCACGUCCUGCAGCUCUGAGCUCCACGACGUUAGCUCGUCCCGCAACUCGGGGCUCCACAUCAUCGGUCUGGACAUCGGAUGGUUUCCCAACUUGCAUGACCAAGACAACCCAGUUGCACUCCUGCAGAUUGCAGUGGGCAUGCGUUGUCUGAUUUUCCUAUUUCAACAUGAGCUUGGCAUCCCCCAGUCCCUCAUCGACUUCCUCGGCAACUGCUCCUACGUCUUUGUCGGGGUUGGAAUCCACGAUAACGUCCAGAAGCUAGUCAACCACCACGGCCUCAAUGUGACCAAUGUGAAGGACCUGCAUGACUAGGCGCGUAAGGGUGUGAUCGAGCUGAAGGGCCUCGCGCAGGAGAUAUUAGGGUGGGAAAUAGAGAAGCUGAAACGGAUUACCUUGAGCCAAUGGAACAAGUUAUGGCUUACUAGUGCGCAAGUCCAGUACACUUGCGUGGACGCGUUCGUGUUGCUCAAGAUCAGGGAGGCUCUGGAUGCCGCCAAGAAAUGAGGCAUUUGUUAGGUUUUUCGAGUUUUUAUAGUUAA
This is a messenger RNA of Syzygium oleosum, 601 nucleotides long. Its product is annotated as 3'-5' exonuclease-like. The transcript has a single exon. Gene Ontology annotation, molecular function: nucleic acid binding; 3'-5' exonuclease activity. NCBI's taxonomy places the organism in Eukaryota, Viridiplantae, Streptophyta, Magnoliopsida, Myrtales, Myrtaceae. The record is from RefSeq and is a predicted model, not a curated record. The coding region runs from base 24 to 374 and encodes 116 amino acids. Gene Ontology annotation, cellular component: cytoplasm; nucleus.